AUGCAAGAGGAACCGGAGACCACAACUCGCGCCGCUUCUGCGCACAGCAGCUCCAACAACAACAACAGUUCUUACCCACCCUCCGAACUGCCUCCGUCCCUGCACCUCAGUUUCCAAUUGCCGCCCAAGGCCGAAGCGCCCUCCCCAGUGCUCCCUAAGCGAAGGGGUCCGAAGAAGCAGUACAAGCGCGGCCGGAACGAGUCCCAGAAGCAGGUCGAGGCCCGGAUACGACUCCACGAGCACAGGCAGCGAUGGCUGCGCCAGAUUCAGACCCCUGAGAGUGGGGGUGACGACGCAGACAAUAGCGGGGGGCUAGGCCCUGAUGACGACAGUGGUGGUGGUGGUGACGAUGAUGGCGGGGACUACUCGCCACACGAAGAACCUUCGCCGCCCGCGACUCCGCUGCUGCCGCCUCAGCUUUCAGCCGUGGUGGCAGCCCGUCAUAGCAGCAGCAGUGACGAUCCGGCCACCAAGAAGCGGCACAGACGAAAGGAGAGCGAGCGGCUCCUCGCCGAAGCGGGUGCCACCAUCAAGAAGGAGCAGGGCACCACCCAGCUGGACGAGAGCGCCCUCGCCAGUGGCUGGAAGACCAUUACCAAGCCUAAGAAGGGGCUGGCGAAGGGAGCGGCGAAGGACGAGGAGGAAACGGUCUACGUCGGACCCGAUGGCAAGGAAUACCGAUCCCUCCGACUGGUGAAGCGGAUCAUCGACGGCACCCACUACAAGAAGUUCGACGGCGACGAUGACGACGAGGGCCACAGCGGCAAGACCCCCGCUAAACGGUACCGACGUCAUUCUGGGGAGCCGCGCGACACAAGGACCGACGAAGCCAAGAGCCCUGUCGUCUCGCCACUACCGGCCCAGGCCAAGUGCGAGCCCGCUUCUCAGAAUUCAAUGCUCGAGGUUGCCCAGUUUCUGGACGCGCUGGCGACCGCCGCCGUCAGCCAGGCGCCCACCUCCAUCGACAAUGGCGGGAGACAGAGGUGGACCGAAGCGGGAACCAGGGCCGUGAAGAGCGACGAAGUGCAAGGUAAUGCUGGGGCCAGGGUCAACCUCGGUGGUCGCCUUUUAGGGACAGAAGCAAAGGAAAUCGAGGGAAGCAGCAGCGACAGCGGCACCGAGGAGGUGCGGCGGCGGCAACAGCAGAAGAAGCACAAGCGCAAACGACCACCCACGAGCCGCACGCAGGCAACGAAGAGAAGCCACACCGAAACAGUUUCUGGUGCGGAAGAGAACAUUCAAGCGCGAGCGCAGGCGAUCAUCGCGCGAAGCAAUCAAAUUGCGACCACCCCGGUUGAGGCCGACCUCAACAGGCGUCGGAACGACACCACGCGAGGCCCACAGAGCUCGCCCGGACUCACGGGCUCUCCUCUUCCUCCUGUUCAUCGGCCGGAAGAAACGGCGACAUCGACAACACCUGCGCCACCAGGUCCUACUCAACCGACAAGUGCCGCUGCUGCGGCCGAUCAGAAUCACGAGGAGCACAAGGUGAGGCUCGUCAUGCGCCAACUGCUCGACCACUUUUCCCAGCACCUCCAAUCAUCUACAGGUCUCCCCUCGUCGUCUUCGUCGUCUGCAGCCAACAAACAGGCUUCCCAUCCGCGCUCGGGUCCUUCUCUCCUUCAGCCGCCUUCUCCUGCGCCCUUCCCUCAUCUCCCGCUCCUACCCCGCUCGGGCGCCCCUCCGGAGCUUUUGACAGUUGCCGUUCCGCAGCGCCCAACUCCCUCCCUCGGCUCAGUCACCCUGCCAUCUGUGUCAACGGUUCCACGCGGCAGUUUUCCAGCAUCCUCUGCGGCGCACGAGCCACCAGCAGGUGCCUUGCCACCGCUCGCGGCUCUGAUGAUACCCUCCACCACUCCCCUGUGGUCGCUCGCUGCCACUUCGGCUCCUUCCACCAGCGGCGCCUUCUCCGCGCCUGGGGGGCUCUCGGCCGCGGCCACGCUUCUCUCCUCGUCCCUCGCCUCCCCGAAUCCCACCCGAUUGCCGCCGUCAAGCGGAGGAGGACUGGCCCUACCAUCCAUCGCCGCGCUCCUCGGUGACGGGAUCCCCGCUGGCCUGCCACCACCAGUAAGCCGCAAUGCUCACACUUCCAAUAAAGAGUGA
Acanthamoeba castellanii str. Neff is the source of this 2103-nucleotide messenger RNA. RefSeq lists its product as uncharacterized. The transcript is spliced from 6 exons. Gene Ontology annotation, molecular function: DNA binding. The coding region runs from base 1 to 2103 and encodes 700 amino acids. The record is from RefSeq and is a predicted model, not a curated record. NCBI's taxonomy places the organism in Eukaryota, Discosea, Longamoebia, Acanthamoebidae.